CUCUAAAAUUACGUCUUCCGCAAGAGCUAAAUCAAGCCGCCACUAGCGCGGGGCAGCAGCUGGGCCUAGCAGCGAUGUGGGCCGUAACACAGGACGUGUCGUCGGCGGCAAUCGCCAACCUAAAGGAUACACAUGGAGGAUCUUUCCAUUCCAGGGUCACGGCGACGAUCGACAAACUUCCUGACAAGGUUUUGCUGCUCAUUUUUUCCUACCUACCCCAAAGAGAAAUCGGCCGUCUGGCACGGGUAUGCCGCAAGUGGCGUAUGGUAUCCGCGGAUUCGCGGCUCUGGAGCCACGUCUCACUGCGGCCCGAAGUGUCCGGCCUGCACGUCUCCAGCAUCGAGAAGCUUCUGGCACUGAUUUCGGUGCGGUUCGGGCCAUCGCUUCGCUACAUCGAAUUGCCUAUCGAGCUCAUCACGCACACUGUCCUUCAUGAGCUCGGCAACAAAUGUCCCAACUUGACGCACAUGUUGCUCGACUUCUCGACCGCCAUGCAGUUGCACGAUUUCAACGAUCUUCACACUUUCCCGACCAAGCUGCGCGUCAUGUGCAUCUGCCUCUCGGAAGUCAUCUUCAUGGAAGGUUUCAUGCGAAAGAUUUACAACUUCAUAAAUGGAAUUGAAGUAUUGCACUUGAUCGGAACCUACGAGAAAGUGGAAGAGGAAGAAGAAGAGAUCUACGAAGUAAUCAACAUCCACAAGCUGAAGAGCGCCGUCCCCAAUCUGCGUUGCGUCAACAUGUACGGUAUCGCUUUCGUGGACGACAGCCACGUGGAAGCCUUCAGCAGCAACUGCAUUCAGCUCGAAUGUCUGUGCCUCAAUUUCUGCACCAAGGUCACGGGAUCGACGCUCAAGCUUCUGUUCCAGAGAUGCAAAAAGCUGCGCACACUUCUCAUGCAACAGACAGGUCUAAAAGCAGAACAUCUUAUGGCACUGGACUGGGAAAACACGGGACUCCAAGAACUAGACAUAACAGCAACCGAGCUGCCCACGGAAUGCCUGAGUGACCUGCUCGCGCGACUCCCCGGCUUGCGCUAUCUGAGUGCUGGUCAACAGGACGGCUUCAACGACCAGGUCUUGAAGGACUGGAUGGAGAAAGGCAACGUGAAAAACCUGAUGGCCCUCGACCUGGACCGCAAUGAGAACCUUUCCGAGGAGGCCCUCCUCAAACUGAUUCGUCUGCAGGGAAACUGUCUCCAGGGCCUCGUCUUGUCGGGGAUCCCCCACUUGGGAGAGCAGUUCUGGGCUACUUCAAUACCCAUGCUCAAGAGUAUUCGAAUCCUUGUGGCAGGCAUGUCCACCGGAUGCUGCAAGAAGAUCCACCAGAAAGUCCACGUGGACUCUAUGCUGGACGCCAUUGCCAACAACUGUCCCGACAUCGAAAGACUGGAGAUCGGUUGGGACAGCGAAACGCUCCGUUUCAGCGAUCGCAGCAGCAAGGCCAUCGAUACAGUUCGAGUCAAGUGCCUCCACUUGCGAUGUCUGGUCCUCUGUGACGGAAAGUACUUUGAGCUGGUCAAGUCCAACUUUGACCGAGCUGACCGUCAUACUCUCGUUCGCUCGACGACCAACUGCAGGGUGUCCAUUGUGUACCUCCUGUCCUGCUUUAGGGAUCUCGUAUUCAAUUAGCUCUCGCCUCGUAUUGUCCGACCCGUAGUGUUUCUCAUUCUGCUGUGAUAAAUGCGCCUCACAAAGGG
Molecule: messenger RNA, 1696 nt
Organism: Ornithodoros turicata
Lineage: Eukaryota; Metazoa; Arthropoda; Arachnida; Ixodida; Argasidae
Gene: FipoQ
Product: F-box/LRR-repeat protein 12-like
Exons: 6
Coding region: 75-1628 (517 amino acids)
Biological process (GO): positive regulation of protein ubiquitination
Molecular function (GO): protein binding
Source: RefSeq, a predicted model, not a curated record